AGAUUGUAGAGCGAAGCAAGAAGGUGUAAGGUGGUGGUGAACUCAGCAACAGGAGUUAAAGCCAGAGUGAGUGGUGCAGUGUUGAAUGGAUGUGGUUAACUUCCAGUGCGUCAGCAGCCCUAGACUGUGUACAUAGACAACUGCGGAUGCCUACUGGGUGGCGCAACAGUCCAAUCAUUGGGUGUAUGUGUCAAGACCUGCUUGAUGUAGCUCCGGGUGCAUACAAUCAUCUCAAACUAGGGUUGGUAAUCUUCUCAAUGUCAAACUGCCAUGUAGGUAAUUAUCUCAAUGUCAAACUGGGGUUAGUAAUUAUCUCAAUGUUAAACUGUCAUGUAGUUAAUCAUCUCUGGUAACAACUCUGGUACAUUUCGAGCUGUCGUCAAUCAACUCUGGUAUAUGUCAAAACCUACUUAAAUCCUCCUGCUGCACUCAAGCUACUCA
Messenger RNA from Suhomyces tanzawaensis NRRL Y-17324, 441 nucleotides. RefSeq lists its product as uncharacterized. Bases 90 to 353 code for a protein of 87 amino acids. The transcript has a single exon. The record is from RefSeq and is a predicted model, not a curated record. NCBI's taxonomy places the organism in Eukaryota, Fungi, Ascomycota, Pichiomycetes, Serinales, Debaryomycetaceae.